CACUUUUGCCAACUCCCGUGGCGACGUUCACCACAAAAUCUGCUUGGGAUUAGCCUUCCCCGCCAGACUCUUCUCUUCCUCCUAACAUCUCCUGCUCCAUGUACUGCCCUUAAUACGUUGCGUGCACGUCCUCCCGUUUCUUCUUCCCUUUUGGCAAUCCACAUUCUUUUGCUGGUUUAUAAGCUCCCUCGUAUCAAGAAACUUCUGGGGAUUUGCCUUUCCGGUUUCGGGCUUUUCGGAAGGGUGUGUUGAUGGAUCCGGCUGAGCUUCGUCGUGUCUUCCAGAUGUUUGACAGGAAUGGCGACGGCCGGAUCACAAGAAAGGAACUGAGUGACUCGUUGCAGAACCUGGGCAUCCACAUCUCGGACAAGGAUCUGGCCCAGAUGAUCGAGAAGAUCGACGUGAACGGCGAUGGGUACGUGGACAUUGAUGAGUUCGGCGCGUUGUACCAGACGAUCAUGGAUGAGAGGGACGAGGAGGAGGACAUGAAGGAGGCGUUCAACGUGUUCGACCAGAAUGGGGACGGGUUCAUCACGGUGGAGGAGCUGCGGUCGGUCUUGGCGUCGUUGGGGUUGAAGCAAGGGAGGACCUUGGAGGAUUGCAAGAAGAUGAUAAACAAGGUGGAUGUGGAUGGAGAUGGGAUGGUCAACUACAUGGAGUUCAAGCAGAUGAUGAAGGGCGGUGGUUUUGCUGCUUUAGGGUCGUCUUGAUACUCUAAAAACAUUGUUUUCUUAGAGUCUAUAUUGUUUUUGCAUGUAUAAAGAAUGGAAACGUCUCGUGUUUUAAAUUCCAAACACUCUACAUCUGUAACACAUUUUUAAGGUUGUUCAUGGCGAAACCGGGAGUUUCGUCCAUCCGCGUUGUGCACCUUCUUACCAUCCGUGUGAUAGCUUUUCGCUGGCUGCA
Messenger RNA from Eucalyptus grandis, 906 nucleotides. Its product is annotated as calmodulin-like protein 3. The coding region runs from base 252 to 710 and encodes 152 amino acids. The record is from RefSeq and is a predicted model, not a curated record. The transcript has a single exon. Gene Ontology annotation, molecular function: calcium ion binding. NCBI's taxonomy places the organism in Eukaryota, Viridiplantae, Streptophyta, Magnoliopsida, Myrtales, Myrtaceae.